AAUCUGACACCUGACUAUGUCCCAUUGCGUUCGCUGCUUUGAUGGCCCUCGAAAGACUCUGAUCAAGACGAAAGAGCAGCCCGGUUUCCCCGGUCUAUUCACUGAUUUGAAUGAACAUGAAGUUCAAGCCUUGGGACUUGCAGCGCUCGGAACUGCAACUGUAUACCAGGGCUCAUGUCCAGAGUCCUGGCUUCGCUCGCGGGUUGCCAAGAUUGUCUGUGCAAACCCAUGGCUUGCCGGACAUCUUUGUUCCAACCCAAGCACUGGAAAGAUUGCACUAUUUGUUUGUGAGGAGAUCGACUAUCAAGGUUUCUUAGACGUUAAAGCUGUUGCCAACCAGUUGCAUGAUGUCUUGGGAAGGCAGACAGCCAGUGCCUGGGUGAAAUCUGGACCGGACUCGGCGAACAGACAUGAACCAAUCUGUAAGAUCAUGGCACUUACUGCCACUGGCCACUGGGGUUUGCUGAUAUCAAUGUCACACGCAGUGGCUGAUGGUCAUACGUUUUACACCAUCCACAACAUGUUGGACAAGGAUGCUGAAGUGUGGGCUAUGGAGCGAAAAAGAGUGCGUUUCAAUCCUUUGAGAUGCUUGACAGAUGCGCCUUUGCAUGGGAAGUGGUUGUUUUGGAUCCUGCAGCAACACAUUGUGAACCCAAUGAAGAACUGCAUUUCAAAGCGCGCUGUUGGAAAUAGGAGUGCCCUUGUGUUCCGGGUGCGCUACGUAAGAGAUGAGUGGCUCCAAGAGGAAAAGAGAGCCUUCACUGCGUGUCCUGGUGCCCCCUUUGUGUCAUCUCAGGACCUACUGGCAUCAUGGUUCUUCCAAGCUGCGAAGCCUGCCUGUGGUGCCAUCGUCUACAACAUGCGAGACCGCACGGAAGGCCUUGCAGCCAGACAUGCAGGAUCGUAUACUACACUUUUGAUGUUCUAUCCUGAGGAAUACAAGUCAGCAGCGAACAUCCGCCGUGCCAUUUCCUCCAAGUCGCCAGCAUGCACACUGGAAGGGCUACGGCAGCGCCCUGGAUGGGGUGGAAGAUGUGGUUUGGUAACUUCUUUUCACAACCUGUGUCGGGCUGUGAGACUAGACGGCUGCAAUCAAUUGACGCACCUUCCAUCUGGCGCAGACACUUCAGAGGCCGACAUUCUCCCCCCAAUUGCUGCCAUAUUCAGACCCCUUCCGAAGAAACUUGCGAUGUGGACUAUAACGGAGGAAGAGCUGCCUUCUGGGCCUUUGGGCGACACAGUUUUUGGUGCCAAUGAAGCAAACUUGAUCAGAUGAGUAUCUGGAAUUGCCAGGAUGAAACCUGGAGCAUUUCCCUUAGGAAGACAGUUGCUGGGAAAGUCGCCUGAAAA
Molecule: messenger RNA, 1350 nt
Organism: Cladocopium goreaui
Lineage: Eukaryota; Dinophyceae; Suessiales; Symbiodiniaceae
Source: the annotation of a GenBank genome assembly